CCCUUCACGAACCGAGAACGAGAACUAGGAGACAAAGCGUGCCCUGCAGAAGAAGAAGAAGAAGAAGAAGAAGAAGAAGAAGAUUCCAAGUUUCAAAUGCUGGAAACAUCCAGCGUUGCUCGGCCUUAUUUAGAUACAGAACUAGUUUGCAAGCUGUCACCCAAUUGUCACCGAGGUUUCAAGCGUCAGAGAAGAACACAAAACGCUAGCUGCUCUUUAGCUGAAUCUCAUCAGGUUCGAUAGAAGAGAAUGUCGCCUGCUCUGUCCCUGUCUCUCUCUCACCUCCCUCCGUGCAAGUCCCAGGACGGCAUCCCCAAGGAGAGUCCACAUCCCAGGAUCAGCGCCGCAAGCCAAAACCCUUGUCAGAAAUCGUGUUCCGACGCCAGCGUCGGCAGGAGAAAGCUGCUCGCGACUGUGGCUUCGACGGGUCUGGGGCUAGGGACUUCUUUUCUCAGGCCUGCGAGGGCGGAGCCCCAGAGCCUGAUCGAGUCCGCCUCAAGUAGGAUGUCCUACACCAGGUUCUUGCAGUACCUGGACGAAGGCGCAGUGAGGAAGGUGGACUUGUUCGAGAAUGGGACCAUUGCGAUUGCAGAGAUCUACAACCCCGCCCUUGACAAGGUCCAGAGGGUGAAGGUUCAGCUGCCGGGCCUACCACAGGAGCUGCUCAGGAAGAUGGAGGACAAGAACGUGGACUUCGCAGCUCAUCCUAUGGAGGCCAGCAUGUGGCCAGCGAUCCUCGAUCUGCUGGGGAACUUGGCUUUCCCGUUGAUACUCCUAGGGAGUCUGCUGUUGAGGAGCUCGUCUUGGAACAAUCCCGCAGGACCCAAUUUGCCCUUUGGACUUGAAAGAAGCAAGGCGAAGUUUCAGAUGGAACCAAACACAGGAAUCACAUUUGAUGACGUGGCUGGGGUUGAUGAGGUGAAGCAGGACUUCCAGGAGAUUGUGGAGUUCUUAAGGACGCCGGAGAAGUUUGCAGCCGUGGGAGCAAGGAUCCCAAAAGGAGUUCUUCUAGUGGGGCCACCAGGGACAGGGAAGACCUUGUUGGCCAAGGCGAUCGCAGGAGAAGCUGGGGUCCCUUUCUUUUCGCUGUCUGGGUCAGAGUUCAUCGAGAUGUUUGUCGGUGUAGGCACUUCGAGGGUGCGAGACCUGUUUAACAAGGCGAAGGCGAAUUCGCCUUGCUUGGUCUUCAUUGAUGAGAUUGAUGCUGUUGGGAGGCAGAGAGGAACUGGCAUCGGAGGAGGAAAUGACGAGAGAGAGCAAACACUGAAUCAGUUGCUCACUGAGAUGGACGGUUAUAGUGGGAACAGUGGAGUGAUCGUCAUCGCAGCGACGAAUCGUCCCGAAAUCCUUGAUUCUGCCUUGCUUAGGCCAGGAAGGUUUGAUAGACAGGUAAGUGUUGGACUACCAGAUAUAAGGGGAAGGGAAGAGAUACUGAAGGUACACAGCAAAAAUAAGAAGCUAGAUAAGGAUGUCUCUCUCAGUGUGAUUGCCAUGCGAACACCAGGAUUUAGUGGUGCUGACUUGGCGAAUCUGAUGAACGAGGCCACCAUUCUUGCCGGGAGGAGAGGCAAAGACAAGAUCACGCUGAAGGAGGUUGACGACUCAAUUGACCGCAUUGUGGCUGGAAUGGAAGGAACCAAGAUGGUGGAUGGAAAGAACAAAAUGUUGGUCGCGUAUCACGAAGUCGGCCACGCUAUCUGCGCGACAUUGACGCCAGGACAUGACCCGGUACAGAAAGUCACUCUAAUACCCAGAGGCCAAGCUCGCGGUCUCACGUGGUUUUUGCCUGGUGAAGAUCCUACCCUGAUCUCCAAACAGCAGUUAUUUGCUAGAAUCGUUGGAGGUCUAGGUGGCCGAGCUGCUGAGGAAGUCAUAUUUGGAGAACCAGAAAUCACCACCGGCGCAGCUGGAGACCUGCAACAAAUCACUCAGAUAGCAAGACAGAUGGUAAUAACGUAUGGUAUGUCCAAUAUUGGGCCAUGGGCGUUGAUCGAACCAACAGUGCAAAGCAGUGAUGUUGUCCUGAGGAUGCUAGCUAGGAAUUCCAUGUCAGAGAAGCUCGCGGAGGACAUUGACUCAUCUGUCAAGAACAUCAUUGACAAUGCAUAUGAGAUUGCAAAGGCACAUAUAAGGAACAACCGGGAGGCCAUGGACAAGAUAGUGGAUCUGCUUCUGGAGAAGGAGACGCUUACAGGAGAUGAAUUCAGAGCGAUGCUUUCGGAAUUUACAGAUGUUUCAAUCAACAACACAAAGAGGACUCCUGUUAGGGAGAUGAUUGAGGCCUUGGAAACACAAUCAUAGUUGUACAUAAGCAGAGUGAAAAGAAUUCUAAAUAGGUACUCUGACUAGAGGAUAGUAUAGAUAACAACGUCUAGUUUCUUUAUAUGGAAAAGAGAGUUUUACUGUGUCUUACUAAUAAAUAUUUGAUGGUUUUAUAUGAGAUGGGCUUAAGGCCUGUCCGCCCAAGUUGGGCCCAAAAA
Eucalyptus grandis is the source of this 2480-nucleotide messenger RNA. Its product is annotated as ATP-dependent zinc metalloprotease FTSH 6, chloroplastic. The transcript has 5 exons. Bases 250 to 2301 code for a protein of 683 amino acids. NCBI's taxonomy places the organism in Eukaryota, Viridiplantae, Streptophyta, Magnoliopsida, Myrtales, Myrtaceae. Gene Ontology annotation, cellular component: chloroplast thylakoid; membrane. Gene Ontology annotation, molecular function: metalloendopeptidase activity; zinc ion binding; ATP hydrolysis activity. Gene Ontology annotation, biological process: proteolysis; regulation of apoptotic process. The record is from RefSeq and is a predicted model, not a curated record.